AUGGCGCCCGUGAAAGAUAAGCACUUCUUGCCCGAGAUUUGGGCAUUAUUCUCGCUAGGAUCAUUAUGGGUGGUAAUACGCUUUGCUGUGAGGAUUCGAACAUUUGGACUCUACAGCCUACAGAUCGAUGAUGGCUUUGCCUUCAUAGCCUUGUUCUGCUGGGCUGUCAUCAUCGCUGGAAUCAAUUGCACGUACUACACAGCAACGAACAUCGACUACAAGCCGGACGAAGUAUGGGCCUUAACUCCCGACCAGGUGAAAGGCGUUGAGUGGGGAUCUAAAUUCUACAUUAUCACACUCUACGCGUACAUCGCCAUGGUGUUCAGUCUCAAAGCCAUCGUCAUCAUCCUAUACCAGCGUCUUGCUUUCGGCUCCUGGCAAAAAAAAUUGCUGAAGUUUACCAUCGUGCUGUGUAUAUGCGGCUUCAUCGCAACGACGCUAAUGCUCAGUUUGAUGUGUUUGCCGUAUUCGCGAAGAUUCCAAGUGCAGCCGCUACCAGACAACAAGUGUACUGCGUCCUCCACCUUCUUCAUUGUAUUGAGCUGCUUGAAUGCAACGACGGAUUUGCUCCUCCUCGCCAUACCCGUUCCACUUUUAUGGACUCUCAAGAUCCCCUUGCACAAGCGCAUAGUGGUAUUUGUCCUGUUGUCGUCUGGUAUAUUCGUAAUGGCAGCAUGUAUAACCCGCGUCUCGCUGACGGUCGUUCCCAACAUCACAGUCCGCAUCAUCGCACGAUGGGGUGCACGUGAGCUGUCUACUGCUAUGGUUGCUGUCAACUCGGCCAGUCUGCGUCCGAGUAAGUGA
Molecule: messenger RNA, 804 nt
Organism: Didymosphaeria variabile
Lineage: Eukaryota; Fungi; Ascomycota; Dothideomycetes; Pleosporales; Didymosphaeriaceae
Exons: 3
Coding region: 1-804 (267 amino acids)
Source: RefSeq, a predicted model, not a curated record